Messenger RNA from Spinacia oleracea (spinach), 787 nucleotides. Its product is annotated as ubiquitin. Bases 64 to 498 code for a protein of 144 amino acids. Gene Ontology annotation, molecular function: protein binding; structural constituent of ribosome. The transcript has 5 exons. Lineage: Eukaryota; Viridiplantae; Streptophyta; Magnoliopsida; Caryophyllales; Amaranthaceae. The record is from RefSeq and is a predicted model, not a curated record. Gene Ontology annotation, cellular component: ribosome. Gene Ontology annotation, biological process: translation.
CGCCCUCCAAAAACAUUCACACCUUCCACAAUUUCAUCACUUCGAAGAGAGAGAAACACAAAGAUGCAGAUAUUUGCCAGAACUCUGAAUGGUACCACCAUCACUCUUGAGGUCCAAUCUACCGACUCCAUUGCUACUCUCAAGUCCAAAAUCUACCUCAAGCAAGGAAUAAUUCCAGACCAGCAGCGCCUGAUUUUCUCUGGUAAGCAGCUUCAAGAUGACCGUACUCUUGCAGACUACAACAUCCAGAAAGAAUCAACACUUCACCUGGUGCUGAGGCUGAGGGGCGGAGGCUACGGUGGUUUUCAUAAGUAUACUCCCGACAUGGUGACGCUAGCUAGUCAGUACAACCAGAACAAGAAAGUUUGCCGCAAGUGCUAUGCUCGUCUACCAUUGAGGGCUACUAACUGUCGCAAGAAGAAGUGUGGGCAUUCCAAUCAGUUGAGGCGAAAGAAGAAGUUCGAGCCAGCCAUGGAUGGCAAGGGCAAGCGACAGUAACAUUGAAAAUCAAAAGAGAAGGGCAAUGGUACGUUGUCAUGGCGCGCUAUGGUCGAGUGUUUAGCAUAAUAAUCAAGUUUUAACUAAGAGAUCCUACUUAAAUUACUGUGGUUUAAGACUUUUAAGACAUAAUUUCUGGGUAUUGUUGUGUUUUUGGUGAAGUUUAUGGCAUGAAACAAUCAAACUUUGCUAUGGUUUUAUCACUUUAAUGUGAAGUAUAGGUUUUUGGACAACUAUAUUUAACUACUAUUGAUGAUUUUGCCUGUUAUUUGAAAUGGGCUAUGACUAA